AUGGCGUGCUCUUUGGAAGGAUUAACGACUCCCCAAGGCAAGCACGUCUCUUUCGACGAUAUCAAGGCAAUACUAGCAUCUGUCGAUACCGGCCAGCCGUUCAAAGUCCGCAUCGACAACAGAAAAACCGAGAACGAUCAGAAGCGAGUCCAUCUCCAGAUCUAUAGUGACAGUGACAUCACCAUCGAUACGAAUAAUCCUGGCAGCAAGCGCGUGGAGCAUAUUAACAAGCCUUACGAUAGUCGUGAGUUGGUGAAACAACUUCAAAGCCUGCAGCUAGACGAUGAGCUCGUUUUGAAGGAAGUCUUGAACAGUUCUCAGCCAAAGGUUCUCAGCCAGCUCACUGCGGCCCACAAAAACAACAGCAUGAUUCCACUGGUCACCGCAAAGGAUGGCCGGGUAUUCUUGAUCUCAGCUAGGUCGCUGGCCUACAGUGAAUGGGCCGGCGAGUACCCAAUGGAAUUCUCGAACGAUUCCGUGCGCAAGCUCAGCGAUCCCGCUCUUGCCACUGACAGCAUCACACCGUACCGAAGAGCCGCUCUCAUGAAGAUAGUGGCAGCGGUAAGCCGCACUGAAGACUCGCGCGAGUUCCGGAAAUCGGUGGAAGCCUUGCGCCCGAAAAUCUGGAAUGCUUACAGAGAGGUGAUCGCGGAGCCCGUGGACCUCAGCACCAUACACUACGCGCUUUUUCACAGCAGGUACGGGACCAUGGCAGACUUCAGACGCCACGUCGACCUCCUGCAGCAGAACGCCGAGAGGUUCAAUGGCGACCGAAACAAGUUCAUCACCGAAGCAGCUGUCAAGGUCAGAAUGGAAAUUUACCGUCGAAUGGAUGGAAUUCCGGCGGAGAAAACGUUUGACGGGAGGAAUGGGACUAAGGUCCGCCGAAUUGUCUACGCCGAGGACGAUGACGAUGGCGUUGUUGCUGACAACGAUAUUGAGGAUGAUGACAUCGAUGAUUUCAUUGUCUCCGAUGGUACUGUCAGUACUGAUGGUGCUUCUGGAAAUGAGGAUGGAGAAAGUUUUCAAGAAGAAACCCCUCAUGAAGAAGCCUCUAGAUCCAACUCUGCGCCCGACGGCGUGGGCCACUCUACCUUGGUCUUGCCGCUGGGUAGGCUGUGCGUCGCCCGCAACGCAGAAGACGAUGAAGCCAUCAUUACGCCCUACAUUGUUGUCAUGGAGAUUGAAACUCCCCUCAAAGUCUUGUGGUUAGUCAGGGACGAUUACACCCCGGUCGGUCUUCCCGAAGACAAGAAGACGUUGCUGGACUUCGGGGGCAGGUACAACUUCACGCUCGGCAAGCUGGCCGACGACAUCGGUCAAUGGAGAGUCCGCGACGGCCCCGGCUCUCGAGCAGGGCGCGGUGUGCAAACUAUGCAGAGCCCCACGUUAAGCUGGGCACACGUACAGAGGUCCAUCCGACAGUCAAGUGAGACCGAACCAGUCAUCUUCGAUCUGGUGAAUACAGAAAAGGCGACCACGGCAAUGGAGAAGGGUUGGAUCACGCUACCGGAAUGUUAUGACUCCGGAGACUCAUCUUAUGAUGGUAGUGAAUCGGAUCACCAACGGAGGCGGAACGGGGCCUCAGGCACGAGCCAUGGCGCUCGCAAGCGGAGGGCUCAAAAUAACGACCACUCCGAUGAUGAUACAUAUGACGAGCGGCAGCCCCCGAGGAAAGUGCGGACCAGGUCAGCGACAGGUGCGGCCUUUCAUUCGGCGUAUGCCAUGCGGCAAUAUUAG
Diaporthe amygdali is the source of this 1740-nucleotide messenger RNA. RefSeq lists its product as uncharacterized. The transcript has a single exon. The record is from RefSeq and is a predicted model, not a curated record. Gene Ontology annotation, molecular function: protein binding. The coding region runs from base 1 to 1740 and encodes 579 amino acids. Lineage: Eukaryota; Fungi; Ascomycota; Sordariomycetes; Diaporthales; Diaporthaceae.